AUGGCGACUUUGAAGAUCUCGGAGAGCAACAGCUCGCCGCUCGCGCAACCGCCGUUCAAGGUCUAUAAACGACGGUUCUGGGGCCUGGCGCAACUCGUGCUUCUCAACAUCGUCGUCAGUUGGGAUUGGCUCACUUUCUCGUCCAUCUCCACCACUGCCGCGGAGUAUUUCCAAGUCUCCGAGAGUGCUAUCAAUUGGUUAAGCACCGGCUAUCUGUUUGCAUUCUGCGUUGCCAGUCCCUUCGUCAUCUGGAUCCUGAACAAAGGCGGUCCCAAACCAGCGAUCGUCACCACCGCUUCGCUCCUGCUCGUGGGCAACUGGCUGCGCUAUGCAGGCACCCGAGCCAGUGGCGGCAUAUUUGGGCUCGCUAUGUUCGGCCAGAUCCUGAUCGGUCUGGCGCAACCAUUCUGCCUGUGCGCGCCCACCCGCUACAGUGACCUGUGGUUCUCAGACAAAGGCCGCACGAGUGCAACAGCCCUCGCCAGCUUGGCCAACCCUCUUGGCGCAGCGAUAGGACAAUUGGUGGACUCGGAGUGGGCGACCAAGCCCUCCGAUAUCCCAAACAUGGUCCUGUACAUCUCUAUCAUUUCCAGCGUUGCAUCAAUACCAUCUUUUUUCCUGCCCGCUGCACCACCGACUCCCCCAAGCGCCUCAUCUGCCAUCCCCCGCACGCCACUGAUACCCGCAACUAAGCAAUUACUCGGUACGCUAGAAUUUUGGUUAAUUCUGGUACCAUUCGCGGUAUAUGUCGGAUUCUUCAAUAGCGUUUCGUCCCUGGUGACCCAGAUCCUGAGUCCAUACGGAUACUCCGAGACCGACUCGGGUAUCGCGGGCGCAGUCCUGAUCGUAGUAGGAUUGGUAACAGCCGCAAUCAUGUCGCCAAUCACGGACAAGUGGAAACACUACCUCGGCUCGAUCCGUGUGUUGGUACCAAUCGUGGUGGCCUCGUAUAUCGGUUUAAUAUUCGCGCCAUCCAGUUCAGCCGGCAUUGCUCCGUCGUAUGUAGUCAUGGCGUUGAUGGGCGCCUCGUCAUUCGCGCUUCUGCCUAUCGUUUUGGAGUAUCUGGUCGAAAUCACAUAUCCCUUCUCGCCGGAGAUUGGGAGCACCAUCUGCUGGACGGGCGGACAGUUGCUCGGCGCUUGUUUCAUUCUCAUUCAGGAUGCGCUCAAGGCUAGUGACAAGGCGAAUCCUCCUUCAAAUAUGCGCAAUGCGCUCAUUUUCGCUGCAGUUAUUUCUUUCGUCGCUGCACCAUUCCCUCUAGUUAUAGGAUUGUUUGGGCGAGAUGUCCAGCGUCGGAGGUUGGAGGUUGACCGUGGUGUCGAGCUGCAUGCCGCAGAAGCCGGACAGGGUGAUCCCUGCGGUCCGAACAAGGACAUCUCACAGAUCAAUUCCGCAUCUCCUCUGGACAGGUUGGCUCUCAAGUCUGCUGAAACCUAG
Messenger RNA from Penicillium maclennaniae, 1437 nucleotides. RefSeq names its product putative cell surface receptor/MFS transporter (FLVCR). The coding region runs from base 1 to 1437 and encodes 478 amino acids. Gene Ontology annotation, cellular component: membrane. The record is from RefSeq and is a predicted model, not a curated record. NCBI's taxonomy places the organism in Eukaryota, Fungi, Ascomycota, Eurotiomycetes, Eurotiales, Aspergillaceae. Gene Ontology annotation, biological process: transmembrane transport. Gene Ontology annotation, molecular function: transmembrane transporter activity. The transcript is spliced from 4 exons.